Molecule: messenger RNA, 1587 nt
Organism: Caenorhabditis elegans
Lineage: Eukaryota; Metazoa; Nematoda; Chromadorea; Rhabditida; Rhabditidae
Gene: gtnt-23
Product: Glycosyltransferase family 92 protein
Exons: 7
Coding region: 1-1587 (528 amino acids)
Cellular component (GO): membrane
Molecular function (GO): glycosyltransferase activity
Source: RefSeq, marked reviewed
AUGUAUCCCAAGCCGUAUAAUUUUAUUGUACUCCCUAGAUAUCGAUAUAAAAUUCAUCCCAUUCGAGUAUUAAAGCUUUUUGUGUUUCUGGCAAUUCUACUGAUAGGUUUAUCUAUUUUUGUUCUACCAAGGUUCUUGCCAAAGCCGGUAUCUAAAAUUCAACCAUUUCAAAGCACUCACACAUUUAUUCACUCUGCCUACUACUAUCCAAUUUCCAAGUCACUCGGAAGAAACGCAGUCGCCAUGGUAACCACUAUGAACAAGCGGACAGUUUCCAAAAUCACAAGACACACAAUCAACUUGAUAGGCACCAAUAGGACAUCAAGAUGGCUGAAGAAAGCUACUUUAACUACUGAACACGCGCUGGACGAUCGUUGUGACUACUCGCUAAUUUUAGCGCAGACCAACUUGCUGGAGAAUAUGAGGACACUGGAAAUUGAAGCCGAUGGGAUUUUGAUGCAGAUACCUAUGAAACGUCCAAAAUAUUCGGCUCCCAAGCCAGUGGUUUUCUGCGUUUCCCCACAGUUUGCUGCAGAGCAGUGGCAGACUUUUCUGGUGCAGUUGCAUGUUUCAAAGCGAUACGGAGCUCAUCUACAACUGUACGUGGUAUCUAUGGUAGAGUCCUACUUCAACUUGCUCAAGGAAUAUGAAAAACUGGGUCUUGUAUCCAUUGAACCUUGGCUCACAAUAAAAUUUCCUACAACAGAUGGACCAUAUUUGGAGCCAAAUCGUAAUGUGGAGCUCAGAAAUCAGGCAGCUGCACACACGGAUUGUAUUCUCAUGUAUAAGGAAGCUGUAAGCUUUAUUGGAGUUAUUGACAUGGAUGACAUACUCAUUCCAACAAAUGCCAACUCUUACUACGAGGAGUUCGAGAGGGAAUAUGCCGGAAGCUGGGAGAUUAGUGCACUGCAAUACCAGAAAUUCGACUUUCGAACUAUAAAAUCUGCAAAGCUUGAAGCUCAAAGUAUUUCGGAAAUUGUGAAAAAUGCGCGGAGGCUUCCCACAAAAGAUCAAGGGAAAUGCUUCUUCCGUCCAGAAAGAUUCAAUUCAUCUUGGUCCCAUUACUCCAGGAAUUCGGAUAAUCACGCAAUAUAUCUCACUCAAGACCAGGAGCACAGGAUUCAUUGGAGAAGGAAAGUGGGUCAGGCGAAUGGGAUAUUCCACAUGAAGAAAAUGACGAUGGUGAAUUUGGAGCAUGUCCCAGAAGGUGCCAUUCCCGUGAACCCUGGUGAUAAUAUUACAGAGUUGAUUAGUGAGCAGCAUUUGAAGGAAAUCAAUGAGGAUAUGAAAAGAAUGCUCACUCGCCCUGAAAUUGCAAACCUAUCCUCCAUCCUCCCCAAUGAUGACUUUUAUAUGAACAUCGUUUUCCAAUGCUACAACGAAUCCUUCUAUCACAUCCGUGACACGAAUUUCCUCUACAAUGACGUCACCUGCGUGAACGCCUUCAAUUGUGAACUUCCCCAACGAGAGAAUAUACCAUGUAUCCAUUCGGAUGCCACGUACCAUUCUGGACCAAAAAUGUGGCCUAUCACCUAUCACUAUGCAACUAAUUCGUUCUUCUCGAGGGAUAUCGGAUGUUAUCAGUGA